Molecule: messenger RNA, 3369 nt
Organism: Suncus etruscus (white-toothed pygmy shrew)
Lineage: Eukaryota; Metazoa; Chordata; Mammalia; Eulipotyphla; Soricidae
Gene: AMFR
Product: autocrine motility factor receptor
Exons: 14
Coding region: 94-2031 (645 amino acids)
Biological process (GO): protein K48-linked ubiquitination; ubiquitin-dependent protein catabolic process; endoplasmic reticulum unfolded protein response
Cellular component (GO): cytosol; endoplasmic reticulum; ubiquitin ligase complex
Molecular function (GO): ubiquitin binding; ubiquitin protein ligase activity
Source: RefSeq, a predicted model, not a curated record
GCAGAGGCAGCGACGCCGGAGCCCGCGGUGGACGUGGUUCUCGAGGUGGUCGCGGGGGCCGGGCCGCCGCGCGACGAGGCCGCCUCGGCCGCCAUGCCGCUGCUCUUCCUCGAGCGCUUCCCCUGGCCCAGCCUGCGCACCUACGCGGGCCUCAGCGGCCUGGCGCUGCUCGCCACCAUCGUCAGCGCCUACCGCGCCCUCAGCCAGCCCGAGGCCGGGCCCGCGUCGCCGCCGGACCUGCUGCAGCCGCUCGCCGACGACCCGGAGCCCGGCGAGGCUGCGCGGCCGUCCGGGGCGCCCCGGGCCCGCGACGUGGCCCACUACCUGCUGUCCGACAGCCUGUUCGUCUGGGUUCUAGUAAACACUGCUUGCUGUGUUUUGAUGUUGGUGGCUAAACUAAUCCAGUGUAUUGUAUUUGGCCCUCUUCGAGUGAGCGAAAGACAACACCUCAAGGACAAAUUUUGGAAUUUUAUUUUCUACAAGUUCAUUUUCAUUUUUGGUGUGCUGAAUGUCCAGACCGUGGAGGAGGUGGUCAUGUGGUGCCUGUGGUUUGCUGGACUUGUAUUUCUGCAUCUGAUGGUCCAGCUCUGUAAGGAUCGAUUUGAAUAUCUUUCUUUUUCUCCCACCACACCGAUGAGUAGCCAUGGCCGGGUUCUGUCUCUGUUGAUUGCCAUGCUGCUCUCCUGCUGUGGCCUAGCAGUUGUGUGCUGUGUUACUGGCUAUAAUCAUGGAAUGCACACGUUGGCGUUCAUGGCUGCAGAGUCUCUUCUUGUGACAGUGAGGACUGCUCAUGUGAUUUUACGCUAUGUAAUUCACCUCUGGGACCUUAACCAUGAAGGGACAUGGGAAGGCAAAGGAACGUAUGUCUACUACACAGAUUUUGGCAUGGAGCUCACUCUCUUGUCCUUGGAUCUCAUGCAUCAUAUUCAUAUGUUGUUGUUUGGCAGCAUCUGGUUAUCCAUGGCCAGCUUGGUCAUCUUUAUGCAGCUACGUUACCUGUUCCAUGAGGUACAACGCCGAAUUCGCCGGCACAAGAACUAUUUGCGUGUGGUCGGGAACAUGGAAGCCAGGUUUGCAGUCGCCACUCCAGAGGAGCUUGCAGUCAAUAACGAUGACUGUGCCAUCUGUUGGGACUCAAUGCAGGCUGCCAGGAAGCUUCCCUGUGGACAUCUCUUUCACAAUUCCUGUCUUCGUUCCUGGUUAGAGCAAGACACCUCCUGCCCAACGUGCAGAAUGUCUCUUAAUAUCGUGGACAAUAAUCGUGCCCGGGAAGACCAUCAAGGAGAGAACUUGGAUGAGAAUUUGGUUCCUGUAGCAGCAGCUGAAGGCAGACCUCGCUUAAACCAACACAAUCACUUCUUCCACUUUGAUGGUUCACGGAUUGCAAGUUGGCUGCCGAGUUUUUCAGUGGAAGUGAUGCACACCACCAACAUUCUGGGCAUAACACAGGCCAGCAACUCUCAGCUUAAUGCCAUGGCUCAUCAGAUUCAAGAAAUGUUUCCCCAGGUCCCUUAUCAUCUCGUACUUCAAGACCUGCAACUAACACGUUCUGUUGAAAUAACAACAGACAAUAUUUUAGAAGGACGGAUUCAAGUACCUUUCCCCACACAGCGGUCAGAGAGCAUUAGACCUGCACUGAACAGUCCUGUGGAAAGACCCAUUGGUGACCAGGAGGAGGGAGAAACCUCUGCUCAGAAUGAGCAUAUGUCCCUGGAUCUCAGUCCUCGAUUGGAGGAGACCUUGGACUUUGGUGAGAUGGAAGCGGAGCGCUUCGAGGAAGAAGACUUUGAGGCUCGAGGGAGCCGCUUUUCUAAGUCUGCUGAGGAGAGACAGCGCAUGCUAGUCCAGAGGAAGGACGACCUGCUGCAGCAAGCAAGGAAGCGUUUCUUGAAUAAGAGUUCUGAAGAUGACUCAGCCUCCGAGAGUCUGACGCUCCCUUCGGAAGGCGCGACCUCUGACCCUGUGACCCUGCGACGCAGGAUGCUGGCGGCUGCGGCAGAGCGGAGACUUCAGAAGCAGCAGACCUCCUAGAGUCACCUCUGCACUCGGGCGGGUGCGCUCCUGCCUGCUGUCGGAGGGCGGCUGGAUGCAGUGCCCCGGCAGCUCAUGGCCCAUCGAUCCUUUUGUAAUACUUUGUAUGUGACAUUUCUCUGCCCUUAGAAACACUGCACAUUUUAACUCUAGGCAUGAGUUGUUCUGGCAUUGACUGGACUUCUUAGGGGUGAGAAAGUCAAGAGGAAGUGUGCAACAAGAGACCCCAAAAGACUGCAAAAGUCACAACAGAUGCUGGGGUCUGUUGCCCUUUACCUGGUAGGAAGGAGGUGGGGGCCGGAUUCACACAAAGCAGUGUGGAGCUUUUCAGCUGACCCACCACCACACAGUCUCUGCUCCAGCCAUUCUGCUCAGUAAGGGAUCCUUAAGAAUGUUCCAGACCAAACUCUCUCAGGCUUCUGGACCCCUGGGCUGGCAGGGCUUCUUGGGGAAAGAACACUUGGUUUUGACACCUGGAGCCAAGGAGGGGAGAGUAGAGUGUGAGGCGGUGACCUCUUGUGCCCUAGGACUUCAGGGACUCUUUUUUCCUGAGCCCCAAUCCAAAGCUGGCUUUAUUUCCGUUAACGCUGGUGCUCCUGCCUCCUACAGUACCCUGUGUGUCUGUCCUUUCUGCAUUUCAUUGCCCACCUCCACUUCUUUGAACACUGGGAAGGUCAGCAUUGAAAGGGUUAAGCAGCAAGCUUUGGGCUUAGGGUUUGAAUUCCUUGGUGAAGUAAAUUAGGGAAUGCCAAAGGCUGUAGGUUUAGUUCCCAGAGAAACGUGGCCUUUUGAGAUGGUAGAGUACCUUUUGGAGGAAUUUAUUGAUGAAAUAAAAAGAUACCUUUUGUAUCUUUCUUCCCUGGAGCCCAUUGUUUUCAUGAAUUUGUUCUAUUGGUUUAAUAAAACAUAGAAAAGUUAGCUGUGGAGUCUACCUGCCUUGAGCAGACCCAGGUCCUGAACCUUUUCAAAUUCUUCAUACAUUUAACUAAGGAUUUGGAAUGUGCAAUCAUAGACUACAUAGUUCAGUUUUAUGUCCUAUUGAAUUAAGUUUUUUUUUUUAAUGUUUGAAAGCAUAGUUUUAUGGUAGUCCUUUUGGGAAGAACCAGUAUUAUCUAAAAUUAUUGGCAAAUUGAAACAUAUUUUGCAUAACAAAAUUUUUAGACUGUUGAAAUUAACUGAGAGUGAUGAGUAAAUAUUUAGGCUGAGAUAAUUUAUUUCAAUAAAUCUUUCAAAGCCUUACCUAAAGAUACUGUUAGUAAAUUUCUGUGAUUUUGUUUUGCUGAAAGCAUAGCUUUGUUUUUAUUGAGACAAUAAUAAAAAGCAAAUUAUGUAUAUGUG